AUCUUCGUACAUUUCAAGGUUAUAAUCCUUUUCCAGCUAAUCAACAAUCUCCAUCAGAUUCUCUUUUCUAUAUUAAUGAUAUACCAAGUAUUGAAGCACAACAAAUUGUUAUUAAUAUUGUACUGCACAUGGAUUGA
Dentiscutata erythropus is the source of this 137-nucleotide messenger RNA. NCBI's taxonomy places the organism in Eukaryota, Fungi, Glomeromycota, Glomeromycetes, Diversisporales, Gigasporaceae. The record is from the annotation of a GenBank genome assembly.